CUCUCAUAUCUUAAUCGUGUAUCAGCCAUGCCUAAGCCCAACGUUUCAAGGUCUCUCAGAUAUUCGUGUCUUACCCGCUUCAAGAAAACCUCACAGUCACAACCUUGGCCUUUUUCCCCUGUAUUCUUUUGAGAAAUGGGUAGUGGAGAGAAGAGUGUGAAGGGGUUUCAUUUGCACCGCACACACCACCAUCACCAUGGGAAGAAGCAAGAGUUCAGAGGAGUGCCCAAAGGGUGUCUUGCAAUCAAGGUUGGUCAAGGAGAAGAGCAACAAAGGUUCGUGGUGCCUGUCAUAUACUUCAACCACCCUCUCUUCAUGCAGCUCCUCAAGGAAGCAGAAGAAGAAUACGGUUUCGAUCAAAAGGGAACCAUAACCAUCCCUUGUCAUGUUGAGGAGUUCAGGAACGUUCGAGGCAUGAUCGAUAGGGAAAAGCAUCACCAACAUCAAACUGGCUGCUUUGGCUUCUGAUGAAGCUAAUUAAACAA
This is a messenger RNA of Abrus precatorius (Indian licorice), 485 nucleotides long. Its product is annotated as auxin-responsive protein SAUR32-like. The transcript has 2 exons. Lineage: Eukaryota; Viridiplantae; Streptophyta; Magnoliopsida; Fabales; Fabaceae. Bases 136 to 468 code for a protein of 110 amino acids. Gene Ontology annotation, biological process: response to auxin. The record is from RefSeq and is a predicted model, not a curated record.